AUGCGGUACCCUACUAUGCGGUACCCUGUGCGGUACCCUGUGCGAGUCGUUCCCUGCAGCGGAAGCUUUUGGAGUCCUUCUCCAGUCGUUCAGCCAACCACCGCAGACGGGAAAAGCGCUCUCUUGCUUCAUUACGGCCCGCGUUCGCCUUCACGGUCGCCGGAACCGCGAGCGUCCGUGCAUUCGAGCUUCGCUCUCGCCAUUGAGUUGAUUUCUGCCUACUCUCCCCUCCUUCCCCCUCAUUCCCCUCCUCUUCCCACCUCCCCCCUCCUCUCCCCUCCUCUCCCCACACUCCGCGCAGACACGUCUGUCAUCCUGCUGAACGGGUUGAUUAUUCUGCUGUCAGCACAAGUCGUGCUUCCUUCUUCACUGUCGCAGCGACUACGAGCGCAAGCGCCUGCGCAUACGACCCUUUCUCUCGCCGUUCAAGCACUCCCUUGGGUGACGUCGCUCAUCCCGCUGAACGGGGUGACCAUCCUGCUGCCGCUGCACGCGCACACCAUCCGCUUCUUCAUGGCGGCCUUCUCCUCGCAGAAGCAGCAGCAGCUCAUCGCCUACCACAUCCUGCAAGGCCGCUACGACUUCCGCCGCCUGCGCUACCAGCCGCGCGGGCGGCGGCUGAGAACACUGGAGGGCACGAGCCUGGUGAAGCGCGGGCGCAAGGGCGGGCUGCUCGUGGCUGUGAAGGGCAAGGGUGGGGCGCCCGUGCCGAUUGUGAUGCCGAAUCUGUUCAACGGGUCGCAGUUCACCAUCCAUGCCGUGUCCGAGAUGGUCGUCCCGCAUGACAUUUAUUGA
Messenger RNA from Closterium sp. Naga37s-1, 795 nucleotides. NCBI's taxonomy places the organism in Eukaryota, Viridiplantae, Streptophyta, Zygnematophyceae, Desmidiales, Closteriaceae. The record is from the annotation of a GenBank genome assembly.